UUGUAUUCGCAUUUUCGCACUAUUGACGAACACGUGAUGAAAAAUUCAAAAUGGCCACUGUAUUGUAUUGAAGGGAUUCGCUUGACAGUUAAACAAUUAAAUUCUUCGUUUCUCCCGAGACUUCUGAUGCAUUCACCAAUUCAGCUUGUGAGAAUUUCCAUCUCGAAAAAAUUCCACAUCUCCUCGAACCAUGAACGAGCCCAUACAGUCCACCGAGGACUCAUACCUCACUUGUGAGAUCAACGGUUCCCAGUACAUCCUCCAGACAGCCCCCAGCCCUCCAGAGGCUUUCAUAAAUAUCGAAAACCUGGACGAAGACUCAACAACAUUCGCUCCGGCCUUGGACGCUGAACGAGAAGUGGAAUCAGAUCAAACGAACGACAACGAAGAGGAGGCGCUUCCCCUGGUGUGCCUCGGAGGCCAGAUCUACGCAGUGAAGGACGGCCAACUUCAAGAGCUCAGUAUUACCCCUCUGCAAUCAGGAGCGUUGUACGUCGAAACCUCUCAAAGCCCUGAGAAACUCUCUCCACGACUCAUUUCAUCCAGAAAAAAAAUACUUGAAAAGCCCCUAAAGCUACCAGUCUCAUCUGAUUCCUCCCAAGAAGCGCGAAAUCCGAAACAAAAUCAUGAAGAGGAAUUCCAUGAAGAACUGGUGCUGGAAGAAUCCGAGGGAGACAACCAGGACUUCCAGGAGAAGGAGCUCAACGCUAACGACUUCAUUGAAGUAGUGACGGCCUUCAAAUGCAAGAUCUGUCCAUACACGACUCAGGAUCGUUCCGAGCUUCUCAAACACUUCAAGAAGACCCACACGAACCCUUCAGUGAGUUCGCUGGAUUCUCUGAAAAUCGACGAUGUGAAGCUUAUGUACAUGUGUGGUGAGUGCUCCAAUUGCUUCCCCUCGAUGGAGACAUGUCGAGAGCACAUGAUCAAGGACCACCAGCUAACAGACAACCCUUCAGAGUCCCCAACCCUCAAGCCCCUGAGUCCAAAAGAGGAAGAACCUGAAGUGAAACAAAACGCCAAAAUCAAGGGCUCAAAGCUGAUGGAGGUCAGAGAGAAAAACGUUCGAUGCAAGUAUCGGGGCUGUGUCCACAAAUUCAGCUCCAAGGAGCUCAUGCAGGAGCACGCCAACUGCCACAUGGACUCGGGAACAGUGAACUCGUACAAAUGCAGUAUCUGCCAAGACGUGAAGUUCGUCAAGUGGAGGGGCUGCCUCAUUCACCUCUGGAAGAAACAUCAAGUGGAUAUCGAUCUUCUUUCCUGUCCCAUCUGCAAGGACUACAAGACUGCCACGAUGAUGAAGCUGUCGUCUCACAUGAGGGUGCACAGUGACGAUAGAGACUUUGAGUGCCCCCACUGUGGCAAGAGGUUCAAGCAGUCCAGUCAACUGAGGAAUCAUCGAGUGCUCCAUUUGGACAGAAAAUCAGGGGAAAUUCCUAGGUGGUACACGUCCAAGACCUGCGAGAUGUGUGGGAAAACGUACGCCGAUGCCAAAUGUCUGAAGAAUCACAUGCAGGCGGUGCAUUCCAAGCUCAGGCCCUACGUCUGUAAUAUCUGUGGCCACUCGAGCUCCAGAAAGGCCAUGUUGCAGAUGCAUCUCAGGCAGCACACGGGGGACAAACCCUUUAAUUGUGAUCUCUGUGAAUUUAAGACUGGGGAUCACAACUCGCUGAGGAGACACAUCAUGAGGCACACUGGGGUGAGGCCCUACAAGUGCCCUCACUGCUCCUACUCUGCUAUACAGAGUAAUAGUUAUAAGAAUCAUCUCAAAGCGAAGCAUCCGCAGUCUUCGGGGAUCUUCACUUGUGAAUUGUGCUCAUUCAGGACGGUUAAGAAGGAGAGCUAUCUGGAACAUGUCGGGGGACAUGAGAAGGGACUCAUCAAAAGCACUGUGAGGAAGGGAGACAAGGAGCAAGAUUCCAACAACGUUGAAGUAUUUCCUGGUAACAUCGCAGCAGCUCAGCUGAUCUACAGUUGCCUAGGAGCAUUCUCAAAGGUUGGAAAUACUAUCGAAGCGAGUUUAAUGUCUUCCUCAACAUCAGCUGACGGGACGUCCCAGACCAUCACCAUUCAGAUACCCUCGAAACACCUUGAGGGUUCUCUACCAAUGUCAGAUAAUUCCAUCAAGAAUUCAUCGACGGUGAUCGAGCAGGAAGAUGACGAGACCAUGCACUGCUUCCUCAAAAUUCCCCACGAGGAGGAGGAGAAUAUUGACACUGGGGGUAUCACCAUUCCAGCUGAACUCGAUGACGGUGAUCCGCAGAUUUUGAACGUUGAGUCUUAAUUAGGACACAUGAAUAUAGGUGAACAUUUUUUUUUCUAAAGUCGCCCACUAUUUACUAGUCACUAUUUUUUACCGUUGUUAUCGAAAAAGGAAAAAAAGAAAAAAAAACAAAGAGAGAUUUUCAGAGAUCAGAAGUCCCUUGUAGUGUACAGUUUUUGAUUUUUCCACUGAGCUUCCUAUAAUUUUAUCGAUAGAGUAACGAAAAAUAUAAAAAAUUCGGUAAUUCAAUAAUGAAGCUGUGAAACGUAAUUUUCGAAAUAGAAAUUAGUUCCACAAGAUCUUUAGACAGAAGUGAUGACUAAAUUGCAUGAUUAGCAAUAAUUCAUCCAAAUGGACAAAUAGAUAUGCAGGAUUUUUAAUGGCGAAGCAUAAUUAAUGAAUUCGGUGCAUAUUUAUAAUCAUGGAAUUACCUCGAUACCUAAUUGUUCUAGAAUAAAAUACCCCGUAGCUGUUUAUGUAAUUUAUCUGUCCAUGUGCUGCAUAAUUAGCAAUAGUUCCAUUUUCACAAGUACUUCGUUCCCUUUUCGUUCUUCAUUAUUAUUCUAUCCCUAAUUUUUUUACAACGCAUUUAAUUUUUCGACAAUGAUUUAUAUUCUUCAACACACAAAAUAGUCCUGGGUCAUUGUUUGUGUUCAGAGAUGGGUACUAAAUGCUUGAAAUAAUUGAGUGCAAACAUUUUUCCUGGUUACAUUUAUUUAUAAUUGUAUAAUAAAACGACACGCGUUUUACAAUAAAAACUUAAAAAUUCAGUUGCAAUAUCA
Diachasmimorpha longicaudata is the source of this 3045-nucleotide messenger RNA. RefSeq names its product zinc finger protein 836-like. NCBI's taxonomy places the organism in Eukaryota, Metazoa, Arthropoda, Insecta, Hymenoptera, Braconidae. Gene Ontology annotation, biological process: regulation of DNA-templated transcription. The transcript is spliced from 3 exons. The coding region runs from base 191 to 2284 and encodes 697 amino acids. The record is from RefSeq and is a predicted model, not a curated record. Gene Ontology annotation, molecular function: RNA polymerase II cis-regulatory region sequence-specific DNA binding; DNA-binding transcription factor activity, RNA polymerase II-specific.